This is a messenger RNA of Dermacentor andersoni, 12988 nucleotides long. Lineage: Eukaryota; Metazoa; Arthropoda; Arachnida; Ixodida; Ixodidae. The record is from RefSeq and is a predicted model, not a curated record.
CCGCUGGCAACACUGGACUACGCCUCUCCGCUUGCGGACAAGCGCUUCCUUCUGAGAAAUGUCUGCUACUUGUUAGAAAUCUGUAUCUUGUCGGCCUUGUGACCAGCACGACACCACCAUGACCAUCUCCAGCCAGCUGGUGGUUCCCAUGACACUAUGGGGCAAGAUUGCCCCCACUCACUGCAUGUCUUCGGUCUUCAUCACAAAGGACCAGAAGAUGAUCGUCACAGGCUGCAAAGACGGCCAAAUAUGUGUCUGGGACAUCGUGGAUGGGGCGAAAUCUUUGCAGAUUGUGCCUCGCAGCAUGCUGUUUGGCCACACUGGUCCAGUACUGUGCCUGGCCAGUGCCUCUCCAUCUGGGGACGGCUCCUUGCUGGUCAGCUCCUCCGAGGCCGGUGAAAUGUCUUUGUGGGACCUGACAGACGGCAGGUGCCUGGAGAACACCAAGCUUCCCUAUGUUCAUACGCACAUGCAGUCCCACUCACUUUCUGGGAGUGAAAGCUCUCAUCUGUUCUGCAACGGCUACUAUGCGGACGUCGUUGUCCUCGACACAAUGACAUUGACUGUGGCCUUCGAGUUGGUGUCACGCGUUUCCUCGGAUUGGAUCAGUGCCAUGCAUGUUAUUAGAACACCUAAACGAAAUGAUGACGUUGUCGUAGCCAUCUCCGCUUGCGGCAUGGCCAAGGUCUGGACUCUCUCACCCGAGGAUUACAAGUCUUCCAGCCCACUGUACGAGGAUGAGUCCAAGACCCUCAAGUGCCUGAACACCCUGUGCCUGGCGUGCUGCGCCUACAACCAGCGCACCAUACUUGUGGUGACGGCCAAGUGCUGGCAUAUCUACGAUGCAUACGACUUUGCGCUGCUUUGUUCAACGGACAACCGGCCAGGUGAGCGAUGGAUGGGAGGGGACUUCAUCUCUGCUGACCGAGUGUGUGUGUGGAGCGACAAGGGUCGAGGCUACCUCUACCAGCUUCCAGCCAACAAACUGAAGGGAAAAGCAAUUAGUGCCAUUGCCGACAGCAGAGAGUUUCGAACCGGGCCCAACACCGAAGACAACACUUUCCUCUUCUGUGUACUCGCUGUUCCCAAUGAUGAGAGACUUGUGUGCCCUCCUGCUAUGGGAUACUUCUUGGGCUCACGAGGUGGCUUUCACAAAGUGCUCCUGAGAGGAGACUCAAAUGGUCGGGUUGUUCUAUGGAACAUUGUGGACGUAGCCGCUUCCGAUGUAGCUCGCAUGCGCCAAGAGGUGAAUGCUGUUGUCCAAAUGCAGCCUUUCCUGAGUCUUGCUUUGCAAGAGGCUUGGGAUGAAAUGAAGCCUCCACCACCUGGCAUACUGGACAAAAUGGAGCUGCCCGGGGAAAACCAAGAGCUUAAGCUCACUGCCAGCGUCUACCUGCCCCUGCAAGGACGCCUGGUGGUCGGCAGGGAAGACGGCAGCAUCGUCGUCGUGUCGGCCACCCAAGCCGUCAUGCUGCAGCUCCUGUAUGGGAAGCACCACCAUGACGACCGCCCACAACACCAGCUGCUGCAUGGCCACAAUGGUCGGGUGACGUGCCUGCUGUAUCCAAACCACGUGCACUCACGCUAUGAGAUUGCCCACCUGGUGUCGGGGGGCGUGGACUUCUCAGUCUGUCUGUGGGACCUGUAUGCGGGGACCCUGCUGCACCGUUUCUGUGUCCACGCGGGCGAAGUCACGCAGCUUCUCGUGCCCCCGAGCAACUGCAGUACACGAGUGCUGCAGAGCAUCUGCAGUGUGGCCAGUGACCACUCGGUGGCUCUGGUGAGCCUGAAGGAACGCAAGUGCAUCAUGCUGGCCUCUCGGCACCUGUUCCCCGUCGGUGUGGUCAAGUGGCGACCCUUCGACGACUUCAUGGUGGUCGGCUGCUCGGACGGCUCGGUCUACGUCUGGCAGAUGGAGACCGGCCACCUGGACCGGGUACUGCAGGGUCUGGCAGCAGAGGAGGUUCUGAGUGCGUGCGACGAAUACACUGGCCACCCGGGAGAGCGCAUGACGAACCCCGCGGUGCAUCUGUUCCGGGGUCUGCGCCACCGUAACAUGGCUGCCAUUCGGCAUGCAGCCCAGCGCGGACUGCACCACCUACAGCAGCAGCACCACUCGUCGCACCACCAUGCUCCCGGACACCAGCACGGAAUGGGCCAUGAUGUGGGCGACAGUGCCCAUGCUCGCUCCCGGGCGCACCCGCUCAUGAUACAGGGGCUCCGGACCAACCCCGUGGAUCAGGACAGCCAUGUGCUCUUCUUCGACAUUGAGGCACUCAUCGUACAACUACUGUCUGAAGAAUAUUCGGGGAUGUCGCCAGGCACCCUGGAGUCUCAGGGCCUCAUCAACCAGUCGGAGUACCAGAAGUACCUCACCUUGUCCUCCUCACCAGAGACGCACAAGAAGCUCUCAGGUUUCAUCGCCAAAGUAAAAGACACCGCAGAGACUGCAGCAUCAAGAAUUCAAGCCAAGGCAGAGAGCGUUGGCAUCAAGACGUCCCAAGCAGAUGCUUCAGGAGGUGGCAAGCCGGGAGAUGCAAAGAAUGGAGUCACUGGGGCGGGUGGUGCCAAGCACAAGCACCUGAGUCUGGCCGAGACCAACCUGACCAUGGAGAUUGCUCAGCUGUUGCUGUCCCUCCUACAUGCUUGGGGUCUCGACAACGACCUAGACAAGGCGUGCGAAGGCACACUGGGCCUGCUCUGCCCCAUGCGACCCAUCUGCUUUGGCCUGCUGUCACGAGGCAGCCACAUGAGCCUGCUGCUGCCCACCCACACUUACCGCAUGCUGCCCCCUUCCCAUGAGGCAGCACCAAUCAGCAGCAGCAAGGAGCGCAAGGUGGUGACCAUGCCGGUGCCCAAGGAACAGAUUGAAGAAGAGGAGCGGGCUCGGCGCUUCUCGUCGAGAGGCCACUGGGAGUUGUCAACGGCCGUCACAACCAACCACCUGCUGUCAGUGAUUGCCCUGGCCAAUACGCUCAUGUCCAUGAACAGUGCCACCUUUGUGCCCGACCAGGAGAAGCGCCGGAAGCUGCACAGGCGGCUGAGCCGUGCGGACAGCCGUGCCUUCAUGAUGUCGCCCGGGGAGGCCGGUGGCGGCGGCGGUGUGGACGGCAGUGCUGCCCUGGCCGCCAUACAGGAAGCGCUGUCGCAGCAGCAGGCUCACAUCAAGCAGGGCUGGAGCUUGCUGGCUGCGAUGCACUGCGUCCUGCUGCCUGACCAUGUGCGCACGCCCGAAUUCAAGCGACCGCAGGUCGAAAUGCUUGCGCGCCGGUGGCAGGACCGUUGCCUCGAGGUGCGCGAAGCAGCCCAGGCGCUGCUACUCGCGGAGCUUCGGCGGAUUGGCCCCAAGGGUCGCAAGACGGUUGUGGACGAGUGGGCCGUCUACCUGCCGAACUACGGCGAGGCCUUCCUUGCCUCGCCCUAUGCCUCGGGUGCCGGAGGCGCCGCACCGGUGCCUCAGGCAGGACAGGUGGCACAGCAGACGCCCAAUGCUGCUGGCCUGAGCAGCGUUGCAAUCGAGGGCAACGUUGCGACCUACCAGGUGGGAAGCGCUGCCCCCAGCCGAGCCUCCUCGGGAGGGAACACUCCCUCAGGGGCCCAGCCCAAGGUUGACACGCAGUCAAUACGAACCAGCGACGGGCAGAACUCCUCGGAGGAAGAAGACGAAGAGGAGAGAGAAGGUGGGGAGGCGACCACCAAGCAUGCGUGGAGUGCCGCCGAGGCCCGCCGUAAGCAGUCGACAGCCAUUGUUCUUCUGGGUGUGAUCGGAGCAGAGUACGGUCACGAGAUUGAACAGAGCAAGCGGAAGGGCACCGACGACCAGAAGAAGAAGUCUGUCGUGGACGGAUUUGGGCCCACGAACUACUCCCUCGCAUGGCACACGAGCCAGGCGCUGGCGUACCUGCUGCUGACGCCCGCGUCUCCGGCUCUGCCUGCACACACAUCGCUACGCCGAGCAGCCAUCGACCUGAUUGGCCGGGGCUUCACGGUCUGGCAGGCACACAUGGACGUAUCACGUGUGCUGCUUGGCCUGCUUGAACUAUGCUGCGAUUCGGACAAGCUCGUGCCCAGCAUGUCGUACGGGCUGCCGCUGACACCGGCGGCAGAUUCGUGCCGCACAGCGCGGCACGCGCUGUCCCUCAUUGCGACGGCGCGUCCGCCAACGUUCAUCACGACGCUGGCCCGCGAGGUGCACCGCUACAACACGCUCGCACAGAAUGCACAGUCGCUCAACAUCUCGCUGCACCAGACGGUGCUGAGCCGUGCGCGGCCCGAGAUAUUGCGCAUCGUGGAGCUGCUCAUCGACAAGAUGCAGACGGAGGUGGCCGACCUGCUCGUUGAGGUGAUGGAGAUUGUGCUGCACUGCCUGGAUCACACACAGUUGAAGAUGCGUGGCCUCAAUGAACUGUUUCCUGCCAUUUGCAGAUUCCACAAUGUCAGCUACUGUGGGGCAACGAGGCGCAUCGCUGUUGGAGCCAAGAGCGGCAACCUGACUAUCUAUGAACUGAGGGCCUCCAAGUCGCAGAUAAUACCGGCCCACUCAACAACUGUGGUUGCCUGCACGUUCUCCCCCGAUGGCAAAUACCUGGCCACCUAUUCCAGUGGAGAGAACAAGCUCUGCUUCUGGCAGACUGCAGCCGGUCUGUUUGGGCUGGGCAAUGCACAGACGCGCUGCGUGCGCACCUACCCAACGCCCCCGCUGCCAGACAGCGUGCGUGCCAACCCACUCAAGAUGGCCCAGCUGGUGUGGAUCACCAGCCGCACCGUCACCCUCAUGCUGACAGACGGCUCUGAGCACCGAUUCACCCUCAGUUAAUCCACCACUUUAUAUCCUCUUCGCCAGAAGUACAUACCCACUCCCACCAUUCGUUGUGAUUAUGGCUGCGCCAGCUUCGCAUGGCCAGAAGGCCAGGGGCGCCUCAGCGCAUUGUGAUGUGCUUGCCAGUCGUGCGGUUACUAUGUGUGAAUUACUGCAGAGAAAAAGAAUGUCGGAAGCGUGUGAGUGCCCGUUUUUGGGGGGGCAACGUCAACUUCUCUGUGGCCCUCCAUCCCCAAGCCCUCACUGCUGUAUAUUCCCCGCAGUUUUUCACCUCGCAGCUCAUGGCUUGUACCCACUAGCCACCUGAAGGUUUGAUUUGUGGAAUGAAUACAGCAAGGCCGCACGACAUGAAAUGCAUUGUAUAUCGCCGCUUUUUUGAAAAGCCUAUUAUCUGCACUUAACGAGUAUUGUUUCUGCAGACGAGUUAGUGCAAGAGGUGUGUGAAUGCCUGCAAACUGGCAGAAGAGGCCGAUAGGUUGUAUUGCAGACUGGACAGUAUAGGACGAUAAUGUUGCAUCUCUUGGCAUUGACUUGUAAGCUUGUGUGGAGUCACUAUACCAAUUAUAUGUUGCAUCUCUGUAUGAACUUAAUGCAGUAUCCACUGGAUUACAAUCAAAGGUGCCCAGAGUGAUGCAUUUCAGGUGCAGCCUUCUGAAACUGUCCCUAUGAGUAUAGGUGUUGCAGAUGCCAGAAAUUUAAUGAUGUUAUCAGGAGCAGGCCACUACUGUGGGAAUAAGAACGGUUCUGUCUUGUAAAUUAAGUAAAUAAUAUACAAUUUUACUUCACCUCUGCACUCUAGCUGCAGGAAGUGACAGCCAAGAGCAACUCUCUGGGCUAGGCACGUGUGCGCCUGUCUUUAGCAUGAACAACAGCAAGUGAUAGGACAAGAGAUGUACCGUAUUUAAUCAUGUGAGACCCACACCUUUCUCUGUAACCUGGGCACAGCAUGUUGUUUUUGCAUAAGUCGAGCACACGACUACCCGCUAGAACUUGUAGACGAUGUCGGGAACGAUGAACAAAGUAAUGCUCACACUGGCUACAAACUACUCACAUUCGCUUAAAAUUUAGCACAGUUGAUCACGCCUCGCAUCUCUCUUCGUUGCUUCCACUCUCGAUGUCGCUCCCAUUGUCACCAGACCUUAUUACUUCAUCGGCACGUUCUAAAAGACCUGCGUCAUUGGUGCCGUCCUAGCUGUUGGAUAUUCCAGGAAAUUGGUGAUAGUAUCAGCUGAUACUGAACGCCAUACGUUCCAAAUCGAAUCAUUAAUUAACUCUUUUCUUUUGCUUCAAAUUUUUUACCUCUAAAGUCGAAGGUGUGGGCCUCCUACGAGUAAAUACGGUACACACGGGACUGAUGUCCUGUGUUCUAUUGUCUACACUGCUCACAAUGUUGAACAAUCACCAACUAGCCCAGCUUUGAACGCUCUUCAUAUAGGCAGCUGCAGUUCCUACUUUAUUUAUAUGCAGCUUUUGUUUCCGUUAUGCCACAAGAAAUCAGUUCAUAAUUUCUGACCAUUGAUGCUGCGUGAGCAAAAUGAUGCCAUCACACUUGAUGCCCUGUCAUGAUGCCAUCAUUAAAUAUGGCUUCUCUCUACAAAAAUUCAUUCGGAGCCCCUUUUUCUGAAAUUAUAUUUCGCCGCUGCAACUGUAUUAGCCAAUCAUGAUUGGCUGCAUCAACAUAAGUGCAAAACGAGUAGUUUGUGCUGCUAGAAAUUUCCAGCACGAUAGGUAUGUUGCUGCUGCUUUGCCACAGAGGCAAAAAGCGCGAGAAGACUCAUGCUAGGAUACGACAGGACAGUUCCUAGCAGCUGAUUCUCUUUACCUAGGAGAUGUGCCCUGUCUCAUCAUGGUCUUCAUCUUGAUCCAUUUGCAUGGUGUUUAUACAUAAUGCCCCACUAGAUAGGUCAAGGUAAAGUAUGGCCUAUAUUCCCCUGGGCAGUAAUGGCUUGCUUGGCAGUUGGCAUAAUUAAACCUAGUGCAAGCAUAAGCAGUGGAUGUGCUAGACUCUGUAGGAGCUGGUGUCCAGAGCUGGCUCGAACAGCUGCAUGGCUAGCUGCUAGUGAGCGGCUUGUCUUGAUCUUUACUGGCUAUUAACCGAGAACCCAACAGUAGUAGUUGUUGGGCAAGUUGGUUGAUACUCGUGGAAGUUAUCAUGUGGCAAAUGAGAUGGAUGCAAAGAACAGGAGACAGGAUAUUACAGACAGCAUAAAUUAAAAAAAAAAAAUAGAAGGAGCUCCUGUGCUGCUCUGUUUAGUGCUCUUAAUGGCCAUCUUGUCUUCAUUACGUUUACUGCUCCAAGCGUUGGCCACAGCUUCUCUUACAGUAGCAGCCUGCCUUGCAGUUGGUGUGGUAAACCUAGUAGGAGCAGGUGCAGUGCCUGCAGACUCUCUGUUAAAUGAGUGUUUUGAGCAGACUCGGCAUGACUACUGCUUGGUCAGGGCUAGCUGCUAGGGAGCGUCUGCUGCCACUGGCACUUGAAACCAAGAGCAGGAGUCGUGUCCUGGAUAUCACUUUUAGUGGACCUUGAUUUUCUAAUCCAAUGAGCAGAAUGUGCACGUUGCUUCAGUUAAGUGUUGUGCCAGAUGCUACAUUAUGCAAAAUUGAAGGUAUCCCUGAAAUUAAUCAAUCAAAAAUUAGACCUCAGAUCUCAGGCUCUCGUGAGGGUUGUUUGUAGGCACACAGCAUUUUCUCGCUCCAUCAUCUGGAAAAAAAAAAAAAAGGCUCAUUCAAGUGAUGUUUUGCCGCCAUUUAUUUAAUUGGCACAUCGGCUCUAAAUAUAUGAUGAAUUCAACUUAUUUUAGAAGGAGCUACUGAUUGCUCUGUUCACUACUCAUCGCUCGGAAGUAAGCGCUCUGAUCAUGCUUCACUCUGGAUCGCACCAAGUGUUGUCACAUGCUUUGACAGCGGAGCAAGAAAGAACAAUUCACCAUAAAGCAAAAGUUGUGAUCAAAUGACCAGUGGAAAACUAAAAUUUGUUCUGAUGGAUAAGAAAAAAGGAAUUCUUCACUGUUAAGCUAAGAAAAAAAAGUUAACUUUCAUCUAGCCUUUCAUGCGAAGCGCUGCACAAUUGUUCACUGUGCUGGUAACUUUUAGCCCUUAGGCUUUUUUUUAUAUUGCCAUAUGUUUUCUGGGAACCUUCCCAUUUCUUUUUCUUUUUUGAACUGCUUUGAAGCACGAGAAAAUGUUGUCCUAUGGCGAUUACAUAAAUCAUGCACGGAUCACUUCUGGAGCCUUUAUGGACUGUCCAGUUAUGCAUGUUCCUUGCAAUGUAAUGUUCGAAAUAUUUAGUGUACAGGUAAAAUAUUGUAUGAUUUUCUACAUAUAUUAUAGGGAGUUUUUAUCCAAAGUGUGCUGGUGUUGUUUGUAAACAUUUUGCAGCAUAUCUUUAUUUUUCUGUACUGAUAUUGGUUCCUAAUGUUGUUUUUAUAUAUUGCUGAAUGCAUGAGUCACUACAUUGAGCAAAGCUGUAUUGUAAAUGAGCUCAAAACUGUUGUACACUUCAGUAAUACCAGCUGGUUUUGAUUGCUGCUUUUAUGUUACUGUUGUUUGCUUCCACUAUGUGGUCUUGUUUCACUGAAAACAUGAGCUGAUGACACAAGACGAGCAAGUGUCCAGAGUUUGGAAUGUGUACAGUACAGGUGAUGGUAGGUGUAUAGCUUUAGGGAAUUUGCAUGUGUAGUUCGCAUAAAAAGUUGGUGAAUGCUGUAGACUUUCUUUCUUCAUAAUUUACUUUGCAGGACGUAUUGCUUAUUUACACAAUAAUGUGUGUUUUUGUUUGCUACCUUGUGGAUAUUUGGAGUGUGCCCGUAAUGCAUAUCACUGUAGAAAUCUCCACUCGCUUUUGUUACAUUGCGUAUGUGACACUUGCAUGCUAAUCCAGUGGAAGGUUUAAUUAUGCAUCAACAUUUGUUGCAAUUCCUAUUACAUCCCCAAUCCGCAGGGCAUUCCUGAGAUUGGAACCACACACCAAUUAUGUCAUACACAGGCGCAGAAAAAAAAUUAAAUGCUCUUGAUGGCCACAUUGUGCUUGGAAGAGCAAAUCGUGGGCAUUUGUGAAACUUUGGUAGGUAAUGAAAGAAACUGUGCUUUGGAACAGGACAGAAGGCAGACGACGCAGAGCAGACGGUACUUGCUGUUUUAUAGUAAAGCAUUGUUUCUUUCACUACACAAGUAUGCACCAACCAGACCGGAUUAGCACUCUAUUGUGAAACUUCUUUACUUAUGGAGAUGUGUGAAAAUUUUACUCUGGGAGUCGUAUCAUACUGGUAUGAAAAAGUGAGUUUGAUGAUUACAUUGUUCAGAAAGUCUUCUUUGCUAGAAGUUGCCAAACAGUUUCUAUCCUAUCACGAAAUUUUGCUGCACCUUCUGAUAAAAAAUUUUCACGCAUCUCCACCGGUAUUGAAGAGGAUAUUUAAAUCGAGCAGCCAAGUGGCUACAAGCAGCCCCACCUCCACAUUAAAGCUGUAGGCAAUGUUCUUUUGGUUUUAUUAAUGCACUGAGAAUUGCCACCUAUUUCAAAUUAGAUUAACUUCAAAUCCAUUUUUGGGGAGAGUGAGGAAUGCAGGAACUGCACCAAAAUGUAAACUUAAAUGCCAAAGAUGUCGAUGCCGAAAGCACUUCAUGUCUCUCGUUUCUUCUCCCCAUCUUACGCUACGCUUUAUCUGAAUUUACUUCAGUGUGAACUUCGAAAACGUGAGCACCAAUCUACGACAUUUGUAACAUGCAAGAUUGGGCUGCUUCGUUCUAUAUGAUUAAUAGUUAGAGGAACAUAAACAACAAUUGCUGUGCGUUGGUAAACGCAGUCGUCCUUGUUUGUAAAGCACAAGCCUUAUGAAUUUUUUUAAAACAUGCGGCAUAUCUUCUUUUGUGUGUUGCCUUGGCUCAAAUUAUAGGGCCCCCGUGGAUACAUUUCCUAGCAUGCCUUUUUCUGUGUUCUUGCUGAGCUCAAGGAACCAGUUUGGAGCUUACAAAUAGAGGCAACUUAUGCAUGUUUUGUUUUUGUUUUCUACUGGCAAAUUAGCCAUGGAGUGCUGAAGAAAAAAGGCGGGAAGCGAGAACUAUUUAAUUGCUCUUGAUUCACUCGGGUGCUCCUGUGUCACAGCUUUCUUUGUUUUGCUGAUAUUUUAUCUAAGUACACGAGUAAAUAGUCAUGCUCACCUAAGGUAGCACAAGAUUGCUUUGUUCACUAUGAUCACAGUGCUUUUAUUAUGUUAUUAUGUCAGAUGUGAUCUCGUUUGUGCAAACGCAAACACGCAGUCUUGACAAAGAUGAACAAGAUGCUGUGCGUGAUGCUGCUAUCUCAGUGUCGAUUCUUUAGGGAUCAUUUUAGCAGUUGUGUAAGAAUCAUGCACAAGAAAUGUGUCAUCUGGGUCCUUUGUAUUGUGCAACCCUGUAUAUAGUAUGGCCUAUUAGUUAAGACACUCUAUAGAUUUAAGACUGUUGUCCUAGGUUUACCAAACUUUACAACUGUUACUUGUUUUGAAGAUUGCGCAUGCCCUGAACUGCAAGCAUGUUCUUUGCUGUAACUAGAGCGAAGUGAUCACGAUAUGACUGGAAGGAUGUGCACUUGUGUAAAAUCAAAAUUGCUAUAAUGUUUGAUUCUUACGAGCCAUCACUACUUGUGAUGUCUGCUUAAAGUGGAGGGGAGACCUGUUUAGGCUAGUUGAUGAAACUCUCUAUGUUUAUGUACACUAGAACCUUGUUAGUACGAACUCCAAGAGGACCGGACAUAUAUUCGAAUAAAAUAGAGUUUGAACUAAGGAGAGCCCCUUUAAAUAUUAUGCCACAUCGACUGUGCAGUACAGUGCACUAAACCAAAACCCAAGUGCGACAAGAUUGCACCUUGCACGUCGUCUGCUGAGAAUACGAGGGAAAAUGUGCGAGGCUGAGCCAAGAAGGGCGAUGGCUUGAUGUUGGAGAUGACGUAAUUGAGUGCACGCUAGGAGGGGGGGUGUCGGUGAGUGUGCAGUAAUUGAUCAAGCUCAUGCUAGGAGGGAGGGGAGGGGUGCAAGUGAGCGUGGUAACAUGAUCAAGCGCACACUGAGGCUCCUUCCUGCUCCUUUCAAGCUGAAAGGGAAAGCAGGGUGUGUGCCACUCUGCUUGCUCAGUGCAGUUCGGUCUCGGUUUCCCGCACCUCUUUCUUCUAAAUUAUGGUAUCGAACCUUCGCCUUUGGCUUAGGUUUCUCCGAAAAGGCGUCCACGUGAGUGAGACAUUUUGUUUGAAAUAACCAUUACGUAGUUUUCAUAGUUCAAAUUCACGGAAGUUUUUCUCUGUUCAAAUACCCAGGACUUUGCCAGGACCAAGAAAGAAGUUCCAAUUGUCCGUCAGUUAAAAUGAGGAGAUUUAGAAUUAUCGGGACUUGACUCUGUUCGUAUGUACCGCAUUCACACGUUUUUUUUUUUUUUUUUCCGAGGGGGACCAGGGGGGCGGGUCGACAACUGGAAGUUUAGCAAGUUGGUAGGGUUUCAUGGUUCCCAAAAACAGACGUGCAAGAUAUGAACGCUAGUAGAACAAGAACAACAGCACAAACAUCCUUUUCGUACUACUUGCAUCUGUGUUUUGCAUGCCUGCCUGUCAGUGCCAGCAUUUUAUUUCAUCACUUCUUUUUCUUACUACAAUUGAAUUUUGGAUGACCUAUAUAUCAGGUUUUACUGCUGGCAGCUCCGUAAUUUUUUUGUUGUUGUUGUUAAUAAAGCAGCUCUUGUAGAAAGCAAUGAGACCAAAAUUCUUCUGAAAGUUGUUAUAGAAACAUUCCUCAACAAACAUGUUUUUCUAAUCUGCCAGAAGUUUUUUUGAAAAAGUUUGUUCAUCUUGUAACUCUGGUCCAAGUUGGUCUACAACUUCAAUUUAUGUUUAUAAGUCAUGUUGGACAUUCCAGAUCAAAUCAAAUCAGUUUAUUUUCAUCUAAAGAAUGAGGGCAGGCUCGGAAUAAAAAUGACAUUAGUCACUUGAGGGGAACCCGAGCCUCCAUUCUGACAUCAUUCUGACGUGCCAAUAUUUCUAUACUCUUGUGGCUUCGUAACAAAGUUGCCCUAACAAGAUCACUGCCUUACGAAUUGCACAUUAUACAAGAAAAAAUCAAAAGAAUUCGGCACGUCAGAAUGCAUAGGAUGUGCUUGCCAGUUUAUAUUCACAAAUGUUCCCUCCAAAUCAAGAAGAUAAAGUUCAUAAGAACUGUUUAUUACACAAAAAUAAUAUAUUCAGUGCACCAUAAUUAUGUGGAGUGCAAGUUUCAUCAAUUUGUAUUGACAAAAUGAAAAGUUUCAAAAAUGAGGUCUCCCCUUGACAUGAAACAAGGAUAUCACAUGUAGGAAUCGUUGAUUUACUUUCGUUGUUUCUGUAUGGAAGCACUUGACAUCUGACUGUAGCAUCUGAAUAUGUUCACAUUUGUGUAUUGAGGCACCUUACACCUGGUGGCAGAAUUGAAGGUGUAGCAUAUCUGAAUAUGUUGACCAUCUUUUGCAUUGAAGCACCUGACAUUUAGUGGCAAAGUGUGAAGUGUAGCAUCUGAGUAUGUUGUCUAAGAGGCUCAGUACUACUAUUAGCAUGCCAGUCUUUUUUUCCAUUGUGUUCCACAUUAUUUUCUCUUGCUCUUUGUGUUUCAGGAUCACGCUCUCUAUGUGCUAACUUCUUAACAAGCUGCUGCUUCAGGGAACCUACAUGACCUUACAUGCAGGACACACAAAAACGAUAAGGACCCCUGUAUUUUUCUGUUUGAUCCACGAAUACUUCUCAAGUCAUGCCUUUGCAAGAGCACGGUGAAGACCAGACUGAAAAUAACAAAUCGCGAAUGUUUUCUUUCCUCUAUUAUCUGCUCACUCACAGGUUACACCCUCGCUGGAGAAUGUGUAAUAGGUGUUUUGUAUUGGGAAAUCUGUUUGUGCUCAUCUAUGGCUCAGGCAAGACAUCUGGACCUUUUCCUAUCUAGUCGGAUAGUGUGAAGCAUGCCUGCAUUUUCCCUUGAUCCAUUGCCGAAAGAGGUGAGCAGUGCUUGCUCACGUUGUGCAUCCGAGAUAACGAGUUCUCGACAAGUGUUGGUUCACUAACUACACAGGACAUGUCGAGGUUCAUCCAAGGAUGCGAUGUGUAUAUUUGAAUUCUGCACAAUUGCCUGUGUUAAAAUGUUAUACUAAGUAUACAUGCGCUAAUAAAUGUGUUGAUUCAAUGUG